This is a messenger RNA of Ectocarpus sp. CCAP 1310/34, 1609 nucleotides long. Lineage: Eukaryota; Phaeophyceae; Ectocarpales; Ectocarpaceae. The record is from the annotation of a GenBank genome assembly.
GAGAAAACAGCACUGGGACAAUCGAGAGCCCUCUGCAGAGAGGAGGAGAGAUCGAGACGGGGAGGGUGGCGAUUGAUCUUUUGAGGAAAAAAAGCUGUUCGUUAUUCCGACACCAGGGCCUCCCUCAAAAUUUGGCGGCCACGCCUGUGUUUGUGUAACACACAAGCGGAUUGCAAACUCGACCCUGAUAGUAGAGGCGCUUUGCACACCAUGGACACUACCGACGCGCCCCAGAUGAUGGAGCACAUCCACAAGUCGAUCACGUUCACACCGAACGACACACGAUGGGUGCCGUGCAGCGCUCGUUUCGUCGUCACUGGGAUACACCCGCGUGCCAAGGGCGCUUUAGUGGUGUACGAGCUCAACAAGGGCAAACUCAAGCUUGUUCAUGAGAGGGAGACGGACGCAGGCAUCAAGUGCUGUACUUUCGGAGCGUCGUCGCUAGAGGACCGAUAUUUGGCUUGCGGGGACUACAACGGCAAGCUUGCCAUCUACGAUCUAGAGAGAAACGACGUCGCGGCCUGGUCUGCAAGCGCUCACAAGUCCAUCAUCAACGCCGUGGAUGGGUUGGGGGGACCGGAGUCUACAUACGGGGCCCCCGAGCUGGUAACCGGAGGAAGAGAUGGGUGUGUCCGCGUGUGGGACCCUAGGAUCAGCGAGCCAGUUGUGAAGCUGGAGCCAAGAGAGGGAGAGACCGCACGGGAUUGCUGGACCGUUGCAUUCGGAAACGCCUAUACGGACGAAGACCGCUGCUUGGCCGCUGGUUACGACAACGGCGACGUCAAGCUUUUCGACCUCAGGACGCAGACUAUGCGGUGGGAGACUAACGUUAAGAAUGGAGUUACCGACCUGGACUUCGACCGAAACGACAUCGAGAUGAACAAGUUGGUCGUUACGACGCUCGAGUCCAAGUUCCGCACGUACGACAUGCGGACGCAGCACCCGGAGGCUGGGUUCGCACACCUCAGCGAGAAGGCGCACAAGUCCACGGUGUGGCUCGCGAGGCAUCUCCCUCAGAACCGAGACCUUUUCAUGACCGGGGGAGGCAACGGCGGCUUCAACCUGUACAAGUACCACUACCCGACCUCGCGUACGAAGAAUGACAAGGAGAAUAUCCCGAUGGGCGUGGUUGGCAAGGUAGAGCUCCUCAACUCAAGGGUCAUCUCCUCGCAGCCCAUCGUCAGCUUCGACUGGAGCCCGGACCGCGAGGGGCUGUGCUGCCUCAGCUGUCUCGAUCAGACCGUGCGCGUGUAUAUCGUCACCAAGCUCGGAAAAUUCUGAGCAAAACUGUUCUAACGUGUACCACAUGUUAAAUGUUCCGCACUCGAGCUCCGGUUUGUAGAGCCUGCCUCGGUAUGUAGUGCCAGCCUCGUAGUUGGUUUUUUGGCGCACACCCCACAGCGGCGGGUUGUUGAAUGUUGUCGGCGGGGUGCGAGCAACUGCAGCAGGCGUUUUCGGUUCGCGAUGGGCGUUGAUUCUUACCGCUUCAAGCUCGGUUGAGUGGGUUGAGAGUCGACAGUGAUAGCAAAGAUAUCGGAGGCGGUUGGCCUACGUUUAUGGAUGCAUGCGGAAUAGCUGCCAGCGCGUCGUAUGUAGUUUUUUUUUGUUU